UUUAGGGUGGAUUCUCCACUUUUUUUAAGGCACAUAUCAAAUGCACUAUGCGUUGCAGUACAGGUAGUGACGUCGGUAUUAGAGUGUUUGGCCGUGAUCAGGUGGAUUAGUGCGAAGUCACCUACYGAGAUGCUAAUGUGAAGAAUUUUAUGGGAUGCUGUUGUUGUGGGGUAUAUAUGUGUUUGGUUCCCUCCCUACAAUUUCUUCAAGUUAUAGUCUUACCUCACAGUUCAUUUCUAACUGAAUUUAUUAAGAUUUUCUAUUUUCAUCAUUUUGCGUUAGCCCUUUGUGAUGUAAUUUGGGAGAAAUAGAAGAUUCGGUGCCCAUUGAUUGAUAUUUUGUCUUUUCAUGCUGGUGAAAGAAACCCUAGAAUUAGCUCGUAAGAAUCUUGUUGGGGUUUCUUUCAGAACCCAAGAAUUUCAGUUAAGGCUGCAUAGCGUAGAUAAGUUAGUAGCUUUCGUACAGUUAAAAAUGGUGACGGCCUUCGUCAGUCACACGGCUUUGAGGCAAUUGUCCCAGUUCUUUGCGGCAGUUGUUUUCUUUCACACUACAGAGUAUAUUCUGGCGAUUUUCUUUCACGGAAGAUCAAGUGUAACCCUUUCCUCACUUCUGAUCAGCAAAAAUUAUGUUAUAGCAUUGAGCUUCUCAUUGUUGGAAUACAUGCUUGAGAUUGCUUUCUUCCCUGGACUCAAGGAACUUUGGUGGAUAAGCAACUUGGGCCUUGUGAUGGUGCUAUUAGGAGAGAUAAUACGAAAAACUGCAAUUAUAACAGCUGGACAUGCCUUUACACAUAUGAUCAGGAAAUAUCAUGAAGAACAUCAUAUGCUGGUUACUCAUGGAAUUUACAGAUUUAUCCGUCAUCCAGGAUAUUGUGGCUUUUUCAUCUGGGCAACUGGUAGUCAGAUAAUGCUUUGCAAUCCCUUAUGCAUUGUUGCUUUUGCACUGGUUACGUGGCGCUUCUUCUCAACACGGAUACCAUAUGAGGAGUAUUUCUUAAGGCAGUUUUUUGGAUCUGAGUACGAGGAGUAUGCUAAAAGGGUUCCAUCUGGCGUGCCAUUUAUAAAGUGAAGGGCCUGCAAAUAACAUUGUGAGCAAUUUCCUAACAGGGUUUAAACCUGUUCUAAUGUUGUGUGGGGUUGGAUGGGUACAAGUUGAGAGGUAAUGGCAAUUU
This is a messenger RNA of Nelumbo nucifera (sacred lotus), 1171 nucleotides long. Its product is annotated as protein-S-isoprenylcysteine O-methyltransferase B-like. Gene Ontology annotation, cellular component: endoplasmic reticulum; membrane. Gene Ontology annotation, biological process: C-terminal protein methylation. The record is from RefSeq and is a predicted model, not a curated record. Gene Ontology annotation, molecular function: protein C-terminal S-isoprenylcysteine carboxyl O-methyltransferase activity. Lineage: Eukaryota; Viridiplantae; Streptophyta; Magnoliopsida; Proteales; Nelumbonaceae.